GUCCAACCUAGGUUGAUUAAUCCACUGAAGAAUUUGAGACGUCUUGGGCUCAAGCUUGUGGUGGAGUUUUUUUCUGAUCAUGAGACUUACAGCUUUAGUAUGGAAGAGAUCAAUGCCAUUUUCCAUGCAGUGGUAUGGCCUCAGAUCUGCAGAUUGGCUUCAGAGAGUCAGUAUUCUCCAACUUUUCUGCUCAAACUCAUUCACACCUGGAGUAAGAAUCCCAGGUAUUUCCCCUUGCUGGCCAAGCAGCAACCAAAUCACCCAGAGUGUGAUAUACUUUCAAAUGUGUUUGCUGUGCUGUCAGCCAAGAAUCUGUCUGAGGCCACAUCCAGUCUUGUGAUGGACAUAGCUGACAGUCUUCUCAACAGCCCAGAUUUUGAACCCACGGAGCAGGUUUCCAGUUUGAGUGUAACUGACUGUGCUGUUACAAUCACUAGAGAAGUGACAGAAGAGACCCUCACCCUAGGUUGCCGCUUGGUUAUGCCUCAUGUUCCUGCCAUACUUCAGUACUUCAGCAAAACAAUGUUAAAUGUGGAGAAGGUGAAAAAGAAGAAGUAUAGAGCUCAAGUCAGCAAGGAGCUGAGUAUACUUUCUAAGAUCAGCAAAUUUAUACAAGAAAAGAAUCAGAAUUCAGUGCUUGUGAGCCUUCUCCUCCCUUUCCUUUAUCAGAGUAACAUGGAGCAGGGUACAGAGAUUGACAUUCUGGAGACAAUACAGAACUUGCUGCAGCAUUGCUCAAACCCUGCAAGCUUUCUUAAACCACUGGCAAAGCUUUUUUCUGUCAUCCAGAACAAACUGUCUCGACAUAAGUUGUGUUUGGUAUUUCAGACUUUAUCUGAUUUGGAUAGUGAAUUGAAGUAUGUUACUGAUGUUGUUAAGCUGAAUGCCUUUGAUCAACGACAUCUCGAUGAUGUCGAUUUUGAUGUACGUCUGUCAGCAUUCCAGUCAAUCACAGCCCGCAUCAAGGAAAUGCAAAGAGUGGAUAUCGACUUCCUCAUCCCCGUUCUGCACAACUGUUUCUAUACCAUCCAGCUAGGGGAUAUGGCUCUUAGUGACAACGCAAGCAUUUGCUUGACAAGUUUUAUCCACCGACUGGCAGAAAUUGACCACACAGAUGAUGACUACAAGGAGCUAAUCCAGCAUACUCUCCUGGAAUCUAUGAGAAGGGGUCUGAAGAGUAAGACUGAGAGCAUCCAGCAGGACUAUACGUCAUUGCUUUCCUGCCUCAUUCAAACAUUCCCAGCAAAUCCCGAAUUCCGGGAUUUGGUCCAGUUGACGAACCACCAUGAUCCCGACAUGGAUUUCUUUGAGAACAUGAAACACAUACAGAUCCACAGGAGAGCACGAGCUCUGAGGAAACUGGCUAAGCAGCUCACAGAAAAAAAGCUUGUGCUGUCUUCUAAAUCCCUGCAGAACUACAUCAUGCCUUAUGCUACUACUGCCAUUUUUAAUGAAAAAAUGCUUAAGCAUGAAAAUAUGGUAACAGCCUCAGUUGAAGUUGUUGGAGCUGUCUGCCAUCAUCUCUCAUGGUCAGCGUACUUGUACCACUUAAAGCAUUUCAUCCAUGUCCUGCAAACAGGACAGAUCAGUCCAAAGCUGGGAGUCAGCUUGUUAGAGACAGUGCUGGAAGCCUUUCACUUUGACUAUGAAACACUUGAAAAACAGCUUGUGACCAUUGACAACCAAGAAGCUGCUGCCAUGGACCUUGAGCCAGCAGUGGAAGCUGAAGAAACCAUGGAGCUGGAGCAGAGUGAAGGGGAAGAAGAGGUGGUUGAGGAGAAGAAAAGCAAGAAUCUCCCUGAGCAGCCGGCAGAACCUGAGCAAGCAGCUGAGACAUCUGAAGAUGCUGAGCAAGUGACCAAACCUGUUUCUUUCUUACCCCGAAAUAAAGAGGAGCUGGAGUGUCUGAUCAAACACAUUCAAGAUACAGUUACAGUCAACAUCUUGCCUAAAUUGCACAGGUGUAUUGCUGCAAAGGUUAAAAGAGAUGAGGAACACAAGCUUGUGAAAUCCAACGUUGUGAAUGAUGAUGAGGUAGUUCGUAUUCCAUUAGCUUUUGCAAUGGUCAGGAUGAUGCAGUGUCUUCCCAAAGAAGUGAUGGAAGCCAACCUGCCAAGCAUCCUGCUGAAAGUCUGCACAUUCCUGAGGAACAAAUUCCAAGAAAUCCGGGACAUUGCCCGCAACACCCUCACUAAAAUCAUGGAAGUGCUGGGAGUGCAGUACCUUCUGUACAUCUUAAAAGAGAUGCAGUCCACUCUUGUCCAUGGAUACCAGCUCCAUGUGCUGACUUUCACUGUGAACCUGUUACUGAAGGGCCUUACUACCAGGCUCAGUGCUGGUGAUUUGGACCCCUGCUUAGAUAUCCUGAUUGAGAUUUUCAACCAAGAGUUGUUUGGGAAUGUAGCUGAAGAGAAGGAAGUGAAGGGAAUUGUCUCCAAGGUCAUGGAAGCGCGCAAGAACAAGAGUUAUGAUUCCUAUGAAAUACUUGGAAAGUUCAUAGGAAAGGGCCAGAUGACAAAACUUAUUCUGCCACUGAAAGAGAUUCUGGAGAGCACCACAAGCUUGAAGAUAGUCCGGAAGGUGCAUGAGGCACUGCGUCACAUCAUGCAAGGGCUGAUCUCCAAUAUGGACAUGAACGCAGAGUCCCUUCUCCUGCUCAGUCAUGGUCUCAUCAGUGAAAACUUGCCUUUGCUCACUGAGAAGGCCAGAAAAGAAGUUGCCACUCCUCCAGAUCCUCGUCUGCAACCAGAGAGCUGCCUGCUGCUCCAGCCCGCUCCCAUGAGAGGAGGGCAGAAAGCACGUGUCAGCAGCAGGACUAACACAUAUAUCUUGGUUGAUUCAGGGCUUCGGCUGCUGCACAUGAGCCUGAAGAGGUCCAAAGUAAAUUCUUCUGAGGAGCAUGCUUUGGAAAUGUUAGACCCUUUUGUUCAGCUGCUUCUAGACUGCCUGAAAUCUAUGGAUGUCAAGGUGAUAACUGGGGCUCUGCAGUCCUUGGUAUGGAUUUUGAAGUUCCCUUUGCCUUCUGUCAGUACAAAUCUGGAGCCACUGAUCAAGCAGCUUUUCCUGUUGCUGAAAGAAUUUGCCAAGACAGGAAUAGCCAAAGGCCAGAAUUUCCACCUGGUUGUGAGCUGUUUCAAAUGUGUAACAAUACUUGUGAAGAACGCAAAGAGUCAGAUAACAAGCAAACAGCUCCAAGUGUUGCUUGGCUUUGCUGAAGAAGACAUUUAUGAUUCAUCACGCCAAGCCACUGCCUUUGGCCUUCUCAAGGCUAUUUUAUCCAGGAAGCUGAUUGUCCCUGAAAUUGAUGAUGUGCUGAAGAAAGUUGCCCAGCUGGCCAUCACAGGUCAGAGUGAGCCAGUACGAGUCCAGUGCAGACAGAUUUACUUAAAAUAUAUUCUGGACUACCCCCUUGGUGACAAGCUGAAAGCCAAUCUGGAUUUCAUACUCGCACAACUGGAGUAUGAAUAUGAAACUGGAAGGGAAUCCGCACUGGAGAUGAUUGCAUACCUCCUUGACACAUUCCCAAAGGAUCUCCUCCACAAAUACUGUGGGCUGUUUUUUCUCUCUCUUUGUAUGAUGAUGAUAAAUGAUGACUCUGCCAAAUGCAAAAAGAUGGCGGCUUUGACGUGUAAAUCUCUCCUGAGUAAGAUAAACAAUGAAAAACAAGAUCUGAUGCUUUCGCUGGUCACAGAGUGGUUUCACAGCAAGAAGAGCUCCCACAGGAGGCUGGCUGCCCAGGCAUGUGGUUUGUUUGUUGAAGUGGAUGGGGUAAGGUUUGAACGGCGGCUUGAAGCUGUCCUCACGUUGAUUGAAAAAGAAAUCAACCCGGUUCAAUUUGAAGACAUAACUGAAGAGGAGGAGGAGAAGGCUGCAGAUAGGCUGCUAUUCAGCUUUCUUGUGCUGGUAACAAAGCUAAUCACAGAGUGCAACUUGAUUCACUUAACCAAGAACAGUGAUGUUCUGAGCAAUAUCUGGGGUCAUGUCCAGUCUCACCUGUGGUAUCCUCACAGCUGGGUUUGGCUGACAGCUACUGAGAUCUUUGGCUUGCUGUUUGCAUCUUACAAGCCAGAAGAUCUUGUCAACAAGUGGAGGGAAAGAAAAGCAGGGAAGAGGAAAAAAACAUCAGCAGAGCUGUGUGCGUCAACAGUCUUCUUGACUGCUGAAUUGGACAAAAAGAUGAAGGAACUCGCGUUUGCAUUCUGCCAUCAGCUGCAGUCCAAGUUCCUGGACCUGUCCCUGGGAGAGCAGGUUAUAAAGAAUUUGCUUUUUGUGGCCAAAGUUCUUUACUUGCUAGGCCCUGCCUCAGAAGAAGGUAAAGAGGCCGAAGGAGAACUUGGCUGUGAAGUGGAAGAGCAGGAGGCUUCCGAAGAUGAGAGAGAGAAAGACAUUUCUGCUCAGGGGGAGGAAGAAAAAGAAGACAAAGAAGAGAAAGGCCAGCCAGCCACAUUGCUGUGGUUAAUGAGGAAGCUCUCUCUCAUGGCAAAGCGAGAAGCGGCAUAUUCCCCUAAGGUCCCUUUAAAGAGAAGCUGCAUCUUUAAGUUCCUGGGAGCAAUCUCGGUCGAUCUUGGAAAAGACAGGAUCAAGCCCUACCUUCCAACAAUUCUGACCCCUCUGUACCGGGAGCUGAACAGCACCUAUGCAGAGCAAGAUCCAACACUGAAGAACCUUUCCCAAGAAAUCAUAGAACUACUCAAGAAGUUGGUCGGACUGGAGGCUUUUUCACUUGCCUUUUCUUCUGUGCAGAAACAGGCCAACCAGAAAAGAGCCAUGAGGAAAAAGCAGAGGGCUUUGCAGACUGUAGCAAACCCUGACAUCGCUGCACGGCGGAAGCUGAAGAGACAUAAGAAUAAAGCAGAAACCCGGAAAAGAAAAAUAGAAUCCCUGCGCCCGACCUACAAGGCCAAGAGAACUCGAAGUCAUGCACUGAAAGAUUUAGCAAUGGUGGAAUGAAAAGGCUUUUUCUUCCUGAAGGAUUAAUUUAUAAAGUGAUUUCAAGCUAAAGAAACUAAUUACAGUUAAAAAAAAGUAUUUCCAUAUUUUAAUUGUAUUUAUUAGUAUUUUUCCAUGUCCUCUUUUCAUCUAGGAUCUCAAGUAAAAGCUUUUCAAUUUUUUCCAAGUCUGUAUAUUUAUGUACAGUUGAAUGGACAACCACCAUGAUCUUUUAUAUUAAAUUUGACUUCCUUUUUAA
Nestor notabilis (Kea) is the source of this 5188-nucleotide messenger RNA. It is a transcript of the gene UTP20, whose product is annotated as UTP20, small subunit (SSU) processome component, homolog (yeast). Gene Ontology annotation, cellular component: nucleolus; 90S preribosome; small-subunit processome. The record is from RefSeq and is a predicted model, not a curated record. The annotation marks the transcript as partial. The transcript has 35 exons. NCBI's taxonomy places the organism in Eukaryota, Metazoa, Chordata, Aves, Psittaciformes, Psittacidae.